Macrosiphum euphorbiae (potato aphid) is the source of this 1344-nucleotide messenger RNA. Lineage: Eukaryota; Metazoa; Arthropoda; Insecta; Hemiptera; Aphididae. The record is from the annotation of a GenBank genome assembly.
AUGAGGUCGUCGGUGAGGGCCGUUCUUGUGGACCGGCAUGUAGCCCAGGCGUUGCUGGGUGGAGUGAAAUUUUACCCUGGUCUUGGUGUAUUUGACUAUGGGUAUUUUACGGCCGACCGUGUAGCUAAAUCCCAUCAACACCUUCUCCCUAAGUGCUGUUACGUGCAGGCGUAUAACCCCGCGGUGCACAUCCUUCGCCGCGGUCUCAAUGAAACAUCCGUGUUCACGUGGCUGUUGUUGGGCGGUGAUAGUUGUCGGGAAAGCCGAAUGGCUUCCCUACGGCCUAUCGGCAACUGUGCCGCCCAAUUAAUCGCCGCGUACAGGGCGUUUCUGAGGGACGCGGUGCGGGGCUUGGGCGUCCGGUUCGAGUGUGUGGUCAGUGGUGACACAUCGUGUGAGGUGUUGUCGCUGAUGGCCACAUACGGAACUCGGAUGUCCGAGUUCUGUGUCACUAACGGGUUGCUCGUGUGUUCAACGAAGGAUUGGCCUUACUACGUCAAUUCCUUGAUGUUGAACACACUGAGUCAGCUUGUGGACGUUGUCGAGAAGUUGCAGACGGCCAACUUCCACAACCAUUUGCUAGCCACCGUAUAUGACGCAGAACUGAUGCUCAGGUUCUGGGCAUUUGGCGAGGCGAGGUUCCUGGACCACAAAAGGGUUUCCGCCAUAUUCCCAUGUCGGCAGUUGGCCCCCGGGAGCAGGAAAAAGAGUCGGCGGGACGACGAUGGAUUCGUCCGGUUUGUCCCCUCACUGGCCGGAAAUUUCAACCGGGUAAUGCCGGGUGAAAUUUUCGGGCACGUACCAGUUGGUCCGUUCGUGAGGGUCAUACUGGCCGAAGUAUUUUCGUCCCUCACCGUCGACUUGUUGUGUUGCCCGGCCGAAGAAGCAGCAGAAUGGUGGCUGACUACCGCCGCCAGAAUGGUGGACGUCGAAUGCGGGAUGAGUACACCAGCGUCAUCCGCUACGGCGUUCACCAUAAAGCGGCUUGUUGUCGAGUACGGUCGUCGUAGUGUCACUUCGUUGGGUAGUCUCAAUAUAUCUGGCACAGUGAAAUACGCGACCGUACUUGAUGCUUUUCAGCGGCCUAAUGUGUACAGGCUGGCUAUCCUGUACACUUUAGUGUCUCGCCGGUCUGACUUGGCUGAUGUACUUAUAAACUUGGAGUGCCUCAUCAACCGGUAUGUGGAAGUCAUACCGGUCGUUUUGUUGAUGGCAAAUUCACAUCGCCAGUUAAGCGACUGGAGGUAUGUGGCUGAGAUUGACCCUCGCUCUAAGAGGGUCACGCAAACUCGCGCAGAGUUACAUGAGGCUGGUGCGCCUCAGUCGCUCGUGCGCUUAUGUUGA